AACAAACCAAGACUCAUUUCAAUCAUCCAUCAAACUUCACAUAAUUCCCAGUGAGAGCUUGUACAUCUCUGCUGGUAUCUGCAAACCACCUUCACUCAAUUCACCGAGUGAAGCCAUAUACACCACAAGCCAAAUCACAUUAUGCUCAGGCGGUUCCCGCGCUUUGCCAUCACACGUCUCACCAAUACCCACUACACACCAUCAGCCUUUCGCUUUUCCAGCACAAUGUCCAAGGACGAUCAGCAGCAGCCUGCUCAGGCAGAGACCAAUGGCAGCAAGAACCCCCUCCCACUACCAGCCCCGGACUCAGACACCGCCGCCUCCUCCAGCAGCAGGGGGAAUGGCGUGACGGAGCUACGUGUUGGAGAGUCUGUUGCGCUCGACUCCAUGGGGCCCCUCGUGGUCAACAGAGAUGGAACCAUGGGUAGGAUUGGAAACUGGGCGGGCAUGACGGAGCACGAAAAGGCACAGACGUUGAGGUUGUUGGGAAAGAGGAAUAAGGAGCGGCUGGAAGUUAUUAAAGCGAAGAAGGCGGCAGAAGAGGAGCAGAAGUGAGAGUGGGAUAUAUACACGUUCACAAGGAUAACUUUUGGUUAAUGAGAUAAGACAGCGAAAACAUAGACACAUGGUUACGACGUAAACUGAAAAGAGAAACAUUUGGAUGUGAA
Messenger RNA from Fusarium graminearum PH-1, 668 nucleotides. RefSeq lists its product as uncharacterized. The coding region runs from base 142 to 555 and encodes 137 amino acids. Lineage: Eukaryota; Fungi; Ascomycota; Sordariomycetes; Hypocreales; Nectriaceae. The transcript has a single exon. The record is from RefSeq and is a predicted model, not a curated record.